ACCAGCCGUCUUAUUUCGUUGUUAGAAACCGGAGCAAGCUAGGGAUCCACGCAGCAGCAGGCUUUGAGUCAGCGGUGACGCUUAAUUCAAAAGUGUAUGUACCAACAUGCAGCAUAGAGCCGAACUUGACAUUCCUCCUGUGACCGCAAAUGACAUGAAGGUCAGAAAAGAGCACGUCAAACUUAUCUAUGAUACCGUGAUAUCGCAUCGCAAGCAGCUUUACAAGAGGCUACAAGACGAAGUCGAGGAAAUGUUUCCAAUUGACAAGUGCAUCCGCCACUGGGGUGCACGCUUAAUUAUGUCUAAUCAUUUGACGGCCCUCAAGGUAAAAGCGACGGAUGGAGCUGCGUCUGCUCCUUUUAAUGAUCAGCCUGCAGAGUCAAGCAUAAGCAGUGAGAAUGUUCCAGAGACUGCAAGACCAGCUUUUAACCCUUUUCAUUUACAAUCAUUAAAGAAACGUACUUGAUAAAGUGCCUACUACAGUAAUUCAUUUUUUUUUGAAGACGAGCCGAUGCAAACGCAAUCGUAGCAGUAAAUGUCCUUUUACCCACUCGAUAUUCAUUUCAUACCCGCAAUCGCAAAAACCCACCAACAGAAAUAAAAAGGUCCUAGAGAUAGCAAAGCACAUUAAGGUACCC
Molecule: messenger RNA, 638 nt
Organism: Zychaea mexicana
Lineage: Eukaryota; Fungi; Mucoromycota; Mucoromycetes; Mucorales; Lichtheimiaceae
Exons: 2
Coding region: 107-466 (119 amino acids)
Source: RefSeq, a predicted model, not a curated record